Molecule: messenger RNA, 717 nt
Organism: Trichomycterus rosablanca
Lineage: Eukaryota; Metazoa; Chordata; Actinopteri; Siluriformes; Trichomycteridae
Exons: 4
Coding region: 1-717 (238 amino acids)
Source: RefSeq, a predicted model, not a curated record
AUGGCGGCUGUAAAGCAGCUAAUUCUUUUCUCCGUUUUGGGCUCAGUUACGGCAUCCAGUGAUGUGUAUAAGCUGGUUAACAGUGAGGUUCAACUGGACACACAAAAUAAAACUGAUCAGUUUUAUCUAUUCAAGUGGAUGUUUAAGGGUGACAUUAUUCUGAGAUACCUCGGUGAGAGUAAAUUCAUUAAGAAACUUGAUGCUUAUGAAGACCGGGUGGAGUUUAAUACUGAAACACUGAGAUUAACACUGAAGAACUUACAGAAGAAUGAUAGUGGACUGUAUGAAGCAAAAGCUGAAAGUAACAAGGAGAAAGUUGUGGCUCGUUACACACUGUAUGUUUUGGAUCCAGUGAAGGAACCAGAACUUACUUAUCAGCAGAGCAGUAACUACUGUAAUGUGACCUGUUUAGGUCUCACACUCUCAAUCAACUCAAGCUUUGACAAGAAAACCUGUGACGAGAGUGAUACAUUAACUGAAGGUGUCUCCUAUACACUUUCUCUCUGUGUUAAUGGCAGUCAUAUCAUCUGUAAUCAUAGCAACCCAGCCAGCUCAAAAGUGACUUUGAAGGAGAUAAAUCAACUCUGCCCUCAUGAGCCUAAAUCCAUUUCAUCCGGCCCAUUCAAAUUUCGAAACAAUAAUUUCGAUGGCUUGAAGCCUUAUAUCUCCGCCGUCCAAUCACUGAUUGUAAAUCUGAAAACUGCCCCAGGUAGCUGA